AUGUUUGUCUUUGUGUUAUUGAUGGUAAUCAUCAACGGAAUACAGCGGUGGAAUGGUGAAGAGUGUUAUGUUGAUGCAGUGGACACAGCGGUUGCAAGCUAUAACUUGAAAAGUUACAUCUCGUAUCUUCCAUUGACACACAUUUACGAACGAGCUAAUCAGAUCCUAACAGUGUACUUUGGUGUUGCUGUUAGAUUCUACCAAGGGCCUCCUAACCAGACUCCGACAUCUGAAUCUGAAGAAUGUUUCGAGGUUACGACAGAUGAGAUUGAUAAAGAAGGAGGCAGAGGAAUUAGGAAGCGAUGGAAUCCAGUGGUAAGCAACGAGCAGAGGAAAAAUAGUUUCUGGAAGAGGGUUGCAGACUAUUACAAAGCUCAUGUUGGAGGAACCGAUUCAAACGCAAGAGGGACUUCACAAUGUAAGGCAAGGUGGAAUAAGAUAAACCACCAAGUCAACAAGUUUGUUGGGUGUUACGCACAAGCGAGUACAAGAAGGAAAAGUGGAGAAUCAGAAGAUGAUGUUUUGAGAAUGGUGUAUGAGUUUUACAAGAAUGACAUGGACAAGCCAUUUCUGCUAGGACAUUGUUGGAGAGAACUGAAGAAUGAUCAGAAAUGGAUCACAGAACACCAUGAGGAAUGUGGCAAUAAGCGGACUAAGCUUGCUUCUGAAGGAGAAUUCGCAGCUACUUCGAGCAACGGUGGAGAUGAGAUGAGGCCUCCGGGGGUUAAAGCUGCCAAGAAGAAAGGGAAGAAACCAGCAGUUAGUAGUGAUGUUCCGGAUGGUUUUGUCGAUAGGUUGGAUAAGAUAAUAGCAAUGAAGGAUCAGGAACAGUCGGCUAAAGAGAAGCAUGGCAAAAUGAGAUUGCUAGACAGCCUGCUUAACAAGAGUGAACUAACACCCGCUGAAGUACUACUUAGAGACAAACUCCUUGAUCAAAUGUUGACAAACAUUUAG
This is a messenger RNA of Camelina sativa (false flax), 954 nucleotides long. The record is from RefSeq and is a predicted model, not a curated record. NCBI's taxonomy places the organism in Eukaryota, Viridiplantae, Streptophyta, Magnoliopsida, Brassicales, Brassicaceae.